UCGCCUGUGACAUCAAGAUCAGAGUCUUGGUCUUGGUAGUCAUAACAACAACAAGGCGCAGACGAGCCGCUUAUUAUUAUUUAUUAGUGUUGGCGCUCCCUUGCCCUUGGUCACCUAUACACUUCCGGCAGAGGAAGAAGGCAGUAUCUGCUCUCAGUCCAACUUGUGGCAGAGGUAUCGUGGUAACCUGGCAACAAAGUAGCUUCAGUAAAUCUGAAGCAGACAAGUGAAGAGCUAUUUAACCUCCUCCGGUUGGCCUACCAUGGGGAAAAGGAAAGACAGGGAAUACAAGGAGUCUGGGGACCCCCAUGCAGAUCCUCAUGACUCAGUGGUAGAGACUGUUAAGAAGCCCAAGAAACAUAAGCAUAAAAAGUCUUCAAAGAAAGAAGAAGUGGAGAGGAUCAUCAAUGUGGAGGAUGUGGAAGACAUGGAUAUCUCUGUAGAUGAUGUUGAAGACUCCCCAUCACAGACUUUGAGGCUCAAGAUAAAAAUUGCUGACUCAUCACCUGACAAAAUGAACACAUCCAAGGGAGUCAAGGUGAAGACUGAGAAGAACAAGAGUUCCAGUAGCAGUAAGAAGAGCAGCAAGAAGAAAGAUGGUAAAGGAGAGGACGACACAGACAGUGAGGAGGAGCGAUGGCUGGAUGCCAUUGAGUCAGGCAAGCUGGAGGAGGUUGAUGAUGAACUGAAAAGAAUGAAGAACCCAAGGCUGAUGACAGCACGGCAGCGAGCCAUGCUGGAGAAAGAGAAGAAGACUGACGGCACAGACGACACCUUCCCUGUUAUUCCAGCCGAGCCUCUUCUCUCCCUGCCCUCAGGCUUUAAGGAAAAAGUUGUUACAAAGGAAAUGUUAGCCAAAAAAGCCAUCAAGACUCAAAAGAGAAGAGAACAGGCUCAAGAGAAGAGGGAAGAAGAUAAGAAAAAAACUGUUGAUCGUCUCCUGAAGAAACAAGAUUCAAAAAUAGCAAAGGUCAGCCGGAACAGGUCUUCUAAGAAAGCGAUUCCCAUGUUCUCCUACCUGAACAACAAAGACAUGGUGGGCCUCUCAGUGCCAACCUCCUACAGUUUUCCACUGGAGACACAGACUGAGAGAAAAGUCCCAGUGGCAAGGCUGUGUGGGGCUCAGGGCUGCCAGAACACGCGCAAGUACAGUUGCUCCAGAACGGGUGUUUCUCUCUGCAGUCUUCUGUGCUACAAGGCCAACUUAUCAUCUCACAAAAUGUUGCAGGAGGCAGUGUAGCCAGUGCCAAGUCUAUAGAGUAGUGUUAGUAUUUAUCCUUGGAAUCAUACAUCAUCUUCAUCAUCAUCUCACUUAAUAUUUUUCAAAUCUUAAUCUGUUACUGCAUACAGUUGUGAAGCUAUAGCAAAUGCUAACAUAGUUUUAUAGGAAAGUUAUGUCAUGUGAAAUGAAUAUUGAUUUCUACUGAGGACAUAUUGUGAAAUAAUCUUUUGCUGAAAAUUAUGUAAUGAAAUCAGUGGGGAAUCAUUUUUUAUGCACCUUCAUUGAAUAAUCUAAUUACAUAAUCCACUUUUCAUAAUAUAUAAAAUUAUGAGGCAUGUAUGAAAAUGCAAAGAAAGUGUUUGCUCGUCGAUGUGCCGCAGGUCUGCCGCCAGUAGACCGGCGGUCUGCGGCCGGUCUACCACCGACUGACCUGCUGCAGUCACCGGUCAGAGAAAUCGAAAAUCGUACAUGGUCACUGGUCUACCGCCGGCUUACUGGCGGUAAGCCGCCAGUCUACAGCAGGCAGACUGGCGGUAAGCCGCCGGUCCCGGGAUUAUUGCCUAUUUUGUCGGCGGUCAGGCCCCAAUCAGCUUAUCGGGAGUCAUCGGGGAUGAUUGGGACCGGGACCGGGAAUGUGUGAGAGCCCCUUAAGGGCUUCAGUCAGGACAUGACCUGACUCUCGCUUCCGCCCCUCCCUCCCCACAUCCUUUCCAUUUCAUCUUCUGUGUGUGUGUGUGUGUUUACCUAGUUGUAAACACACACACACACAGAAGGGGAAAUGAGAAGGGUGUGGGGAGGAAGUGGCAGAAGGGAGUCAGGUCAGGGUUUUGGUCAGGAUAUGACCUGACUCACUUCUGCCCCUCCCUCCACACACCCUUCCCAUUUCCCCUUCUGUGUGUGUGUUUGUGUGUGUGUGUGUGUGUGUGUGCGCGUGUGCAUUUGUGUGUGUGUGUUCAUAUAAUCUAAUGGGGAAGGAGAAAGGGAGGAAGAGCGAUAGAGUGAGAGAUAAGACUAAAGAUAAGAGGGUGUGAGAAAGGAGGAAACAAGGGAAAUGAGUGAAGGAAAUGGGACAGGAAAAGAAGAGGUAGGUAGGGAGGGUCAGGUUAAUGUGAGGAAAGAGGGGGAGAGAAAGGGUGUGAGUGGGAGGGAAAGAGAUUAAAAGAGAGAGGUAGGGAGGGUCAGGUAAAGGUGAGGAAAGAGGGGGAGAGAAAGGGUGUGAGUGGGAGGGAAAGAGAUUAAAAGAGAAAAACUGGGAGGGAGGGGAAAGGAAAAGAAGAAAGAAAUGAGAAGGAAGGAGAAAAAUACGGGGACGGAGAGGGAGAAGAAAGAAAGGAAGUGGGGGAGGAGUGAACCAGGGAAAAGACUAACGGCGCAAUAGGCCGCGACGGAAAAAAUAAAAAAAUAGGUGGGUGACGUAGGUGCUUAUUUAGGUGUUUUCCUAAUUACAUUGAUUUAUAUUGUUUUAUUUUUGGGGGGCUAGAAAAUGCUUAUUUUACCGUAAAAUCCCGUGAUAUAGCGAAAAAUCCGCGAUACGAUACAAUUUAAAAAUCCGCGAUAAGUGAACCGCGAUAUAGCGAGGGAUUACUGUAUUUUGAAUUUAAUUUGUUGAUAUGUGUACACCUUUAUCAUCAUCUGAUUUUGGCAUGCUAUACCUUUCUGGAAAGCUCCAUGUCUAAGCUAUAACAUAGUGAAAUUUCAGGUCACUAGGUCUGUUUUUAAAGGAGCUGCCUUGUACAGGCCUACCGGCCUCUUGUAGACUCCUGCGUUCUUAUGUUUUAGAGCCAAAAUCCAAAACCGAAGCUAAAUCCAUAUGAAAAAGUUAGCGGUUAGCGUUAGCUUCCACUAAUUUCUUUGUUGGUUUAUCGUUAGCGAAGCUAAGUUUUCAGUUAGUGGAUCACCAGUUAGUGAAGCUAACUUUUCGGUUAGUGGUGCCCACCACUGGUUAAAAGAGAUAUGACAAUGCCUCCCUGAACUAUUUUUACUUGAAACACUUGUCAAAAUUUUUAUAUGACCCUUUCUGACUCCCUACUUGACUUCUAUGGGAAAGAAAGUUACAAAUGAUAAGGAAAGUGAAAUGUAUUGCAUGAAAGGACUCCCAAACUAAGAUCCUGUGCAGUGUUGGGUGAUAUUGGAUAAGGAAAUAAUAAUAGUUUGCUGCUAUGAAAUAUUUGUUUUA
Messenger RNA from Eriocheir sinensis (Chinese mitten crab), 3398 nucleotides. RefSeq names its product INO80 complex subunit B-like. Gene Ontology annotation, cellular component: Ino80 complex. The transcript has 8 exons. The record is from RefSeq and is a predicted model, not a curated record. The coding region runs from base 263 to 1240 and encodes 325 amino acids. NCBI's taxonomy places the organism in Eukaryota, Metazoa, Arthropoda, Malacostraca, Decapoda, Varunidae. Gene Ontology annotation, biological process: chromatin remodeling.